Molecule: messenger RNA, 1049 nt
Organism: Gigantopelta aegis
Lineage: Eukaryota; Metazoa; Mollusca; Gastropoda; Neomphalida; Peltospiridae
Exons: 6
Coding region: 12-1049 (345 amino acids)
Source: RefSeq, a predicted model, not a curated record
GUGAGGAGUACAUGCAGUAUAUGAAGGUGAUUGAGGAGAUGCAAGGGGCACGAGAGAGGCUUGAGCGGUUCAUGGAACACGUCACGAUGAUGAGGGAGAAGGUGCAGAAGAUGAGGAAGAUGAUGGAGCUGGUGAAGCUGCUGUGUCAGAUGAAGGAGCGACAGGAGGCGGAUGAGAAGGAGAAGAACGAGAAGUUCUUCAGGAUGAUGAUGAUGAUGGCCGUCUCCCAGGAGACGCAGGAGGAGAAGAUGAGGAGGAGAUACGAGGAGGCGGAGAGAGAGAAGAAGGAAUGGCUCGUCAGAAUGAUGUGGACGAUGAAGAUGGUCAGUCAGAAGACAGAUGAGAAGAAAGCCUGGGAUAUGGAAAUGUGGAUGAAGUUUAACAAGAUGCAGAUGGCCCAUGACUACAUGCAGGGGAAGAAAGAGGCUGACAAGGACUCUAAGAUGGAAAUGUGGAUGAAAUUCAACAAGAUGCAGAUGGUUCAUGACUACAUGCAUAAACAGAAAGAGUCGGAUCAGAAGAAAGGCAUGAUGGACAUGUGGAUGAAAUUUAAGAAGAUGCAAAUGGCGCACGACUAUAUGCAUGGAAUGAAAGAGAUGAAUGUACACUGGACAGCUGGUGACAUGGAGGAAUUUAAGAAGUACAAGAUGCUGCUUGAGAAGCGGGAGACAAUGGAGGACAUCCACGAGCUGAUGAAGACGGUGGACGUGAAGAAACGCAACCUCAGCAUCCACCUCACCACCCAGAUGCUGAAGAUGUGCAAGUGCAAAGAGGGUUCUACUCUAGUAUCGCGAUUUUUCAGCUUACCUAUGUCUGACGGUGACGACCCCUUGUCAAGCCCAGACCACGUUGCUGCUAUGCACAUGUUCCAGUCAGGCGACAUGGUUGGACUACAGCAUGUAAUAAAGUCAAUGGACCACGAACAGCUCAUGAGUCUCUUCUUCCAUGGCCUCAUCAAGUCCAUCUGUGACGGGGCCCGAACCUUUCUCAUGUAUACCAAACGAUUUGAGGAAACUUAUAUGAAUGGAACAAUGGCAGCUUACGCUUAA